AUGUACUUCUUUGCUCUUCAGGUGAUCAUUGACUUCACUGCUUCCUGGUGCGGUCCUUGUCGUGUCAUAGCCCCAGUCUUUGCUGAGUACGCCAAGAAGUUCCCUGGCGCCAUCUUCCUGAAGGUGGACGUUGACGAGCUGAAGGAUGUCGCUGAAGCAUACAACGUUGAGGCAAUGCCAACCUUCCUGUUUAUCAAGGACGGUGCGAAGGUGGACACUGUUGUUGGUGGCAGGAAGGAUGAUAUCCAUACCAAGAUAGUGGCCCUCAUGGGUUCUGCAUCUGCCUAA
Messenger RNA from Triticum turgidum subsp. durum (durum wheat), 288 nucleotides. Lineage: Eukaryota; Viridiplantae; Streptophyta; Magnoliopsida; Poales; Poaceae. The record is from the annotation of a GenBank genome assembly.